This is a messenger RNA of Hirsutella rhossiliensis, 489 nucleotides long. RefSeq names its product redoxin domain-containing protein. Gene Ontology annotation, molecular function: thioredoxin peroxidase activity. Bases 1 to 489 code for a protein of 162 amino acids. The transcript has 3 exons. Gene Ontology annotation, cellular component: cytoplasm; peroxisome; mitochondrion. NCBI's taxonomy places the organism in Eukaryota, Fungi, Ascomycota, Sordariomycetes, Hypocreales, Ophiocordycipitaceae. Gene Ontology annotation, biological process: cellular response to oxidative stress; hydrogen peroxide catabolic process; cell redox homeostasis. The record is from RefSeq and is a predicted model, not a curated record.
AUGACCGGGCUCCGCGCUGGAGACAGGUUCCCCGACGGCGUUGCCUUCUCAUACAUUCCCUACAGCGAGGACAAGAGCUCCAUCAACAGCUGUGGCAUCCCCGUGACCUACGAUGCCUCCAAAGAGUUUGCCGACAAAAAGAUAGUCCUCGUGUCCGUCCCCGGCGCUUUCACCGGGACCUGCUCCGAGAAGCAUCUCCCCGGCUACAUCAGCAGCUUGGCCAAGUUCAAGGGAAAGGGCGUCGACACUGUCGCCGUCAUCGCCUAUAAUGACGCCUAUGUCAUGAGCGCCUGGGGCAAGGCCAACCAAAUCAAGAAUGAUGAUAUUCUCUUCCUGUCCGAUACCGACACGGCCUUUUCCAAGAAGCUUGGCUGGCUCAAGGGCGAGCGCACGGCCCGGUAUGCCAUGGUCAUUGACAAGGGCAGCGUCGUGUAUGCGGAGAAGGAGCCCGCGCGUGACGUGACCGUCUCUUCUGCCGAGGCUGUGUAA